Molecule: messenger RNA, 390 nt
Organism: Nyctereutes procyonoides (raccoon dog)
Lineage: Eukaryota; Metazoa; Chordata; Mammalia; Carnivora; Canidae
Gene: TEX46
Product: testis expressed 46
Exons: 2
Coding region: 1-390 (129 amino acids)
Source: RefSeq, a predicted model, not a curated record
AUGCUGGGGGAACUAAUAACUCUUUUCGGGUAUCUCCAUGGGAUACUUGCUUCUUCUGGCACCAUAGGAGCAGUGGUGGCUUGGCUGAUCAGCUAUAAGCCAGCCUUGUUUGGGUUCCUAUUCCUUCUGCUGUUGCUUAGCAACUGGCUGGUCAAGCAUGAACUCAAGCCCACCCCCUCAGAGCCCCCACAGGACAAAGUCCUUGAACGGCUUAUGUUCAGUGAAAUGAAGCUGAAGGUCUUAGAAAAUCAGAUGUUCAUUGUAUGGAAUAGAAUGAAUCACUGCAAGAGGUCAAACCGGCAGCGGACUUUUCCCGCGAGGAAGCACAGAAUAAGGAGGCAGGACUCAAUUUUCUCCAUCAACUCUGACUGUACUUCUAACUCCCCCUAA